Messenger RNA from Coniophora puteana RWD-64-598 SS2, 192 nucleotides. RefSeq lists its product as uncharacterized. The annotation marks the transcript as partial. NCBI's taxonomy places the organism in Eukaryota, Fungi, Basidiomycota, Agaricomycetes, Boletales, Coniophoraceae. The record is from RefSeq and is a predicted model, not a curated record. The transcript has 2 exons.
GCUGUGGUGAAGGCACAGGAGGCGCGGGACAAUAUGGAGAUUACAGGGACAGAUAACGUUGACGACGAAGGUGAUGUUAUUGAGGAGCUGCCCAGGCUGACCUCGGGUCUGAUCAGUAAGUAUGUCGCUGCAUUAGAUGACCGGGCCAUGGCACGCAAGUUGGAGGUUUUGCUGGGGCCAUUCAAUCGCUAG